AGGUGUCCUUGGAUAGCCUUUGAAGUCUAUUUUCAUAAUUUAGUGGUCUCUGUUCGAGAGGAGUGAGUAAUCAUCCAAAAAUCGAUCUGAAGCGAGCAGUGGUCUGUGAAUUCGAGCUGUGAGAGUGCUGAGACUGUUUGGUUGAUAUCUCGAGUUUUACCAAUCCCAUUAAGGAGUGUGAGAUACCAAAAGAAAGCUCUCAAGACGAGGAAUCCGUGAAGGUCUGGUUUGCAUCAAUCGGAGUAGAGGAAGGCUUCCAAAUCGUCCGAGCAAAACACAACCUCGCAGAAACGGAUUUACUCUUCUAAAGUGAGUUGUUAACCCCAAAUCCUUUCCAUUCAUUUUCCAAAUGAUAUGAACGAUUGGUGGGACUAUUGUACACUAAUCCAAGUGUAUAAUAUGUCCUUGAAAAGUUAUUUUAUUGAUGUAAAGGUUAGAUACUAACCUAAAGCAAAUAUUGGAAAACUAGGAAUCGAGUUAGCCGGAAAACACCCGUUCUAGGGGCUGUUUUCGUAUCAACGAUUAGGGGUUGAAAUAGCAACUUGAGGAAGCUGUUUAACACCCAUUUUCAAGCAAGGAACCAGUUCUCAAUCUUCCUUGGCCGAGGCUUUGGUCAUUGGAUCGAGAAGGAAGGUUUUAAAGCUCAUUUGAGGUUGAGGCUAGAGCUUGCUUCUUGUGCUCGUUGCUCGAGAGAUCAUAUAGGAGGGAAGACUUGGUUCGUGCUUCCUCCAUUCUGUUUUUAAACAUUAAUAAACAUGCUCAUGGAUAUUUUACUGUAGAGCCUGCGUGCUCAUGAAUAGCCUUGUGUGGCCCUUUCGUUUUAAACAAUGUUUUCCGCUGCGUUACGAAUUACUUAUUAUGUUUGUUUAUGGAUGUGUAUGUGUGAAUGAUAUUCAAGACGCCUUGUAUAUUAUGAAUGUGUUGGACUGCGGUUGACUAUUCAUAUUGUACGGCGGGUUGUUGACGUGUCCGGAUAGGUCCGGGGCGUGACACCUUGACACUAAAUACAUGACUUCUAGUGUUUUGCUUCUCCAGGAACAUAUGAUUCCGAAAUGGCUCAACAAGCUCAGAAUUGAACGAUGGAUCAAACCACUGCAUCGUAUUAAAUAUAAUGUUCAUACUGCUAAUGAUAAAACUGGAGCGGUUUUGAGAAACUGGGGAGGUAACUUUAUCUGUGCUCUCUCUUCUGACUCCCCUGGCCAAUCUCUUCUCUUAUCCGAGCUUCGGGGAAACUUUGUCACAUUGUCUUGGGCAUGCAACAACGAUUAUAGUUCUUUUAUGGUUGAAGUUGACUCCUUAGCUGCUUAUCUCCUCAUAUCAAGAAGACAAAACACAAGUUUAUGGAAUAUCAAGAAACCGAUUGAUGACAUCCUCAAAUUAACCUCUCCCAACAACAUCUCAUGCACAUAUUGUUCUUCACAAGUUAAUGUUGUUGCCUCGCUUAUUCCCGGCCCACCCCGUUUCUAUUUUUCUUUGGCCCCACCUCCUUUAUUUUCUCUGCACUGUCUUCUUCUUUCUCCCUCUCUUCUUCCCACCAACCCAGACCUUCUCCCCCUAAUUUCUUCUUCAAUUGUAAUCUAUUCCGAC
Molecule: messenger RNA, 1587 nt
Organism: Cuscuta epithymum
Lineage: Eukaryota; Viridiplantae; Streptophyta; Magnoliopsida; Solanales; Convolvulaceae
Source: the annotation of a GenBank genome assembly